ACUGCUACCUAAUAGAAAUCAAAGUUGCAACAUAACCAGCUAUGGCCUCUCAAUACUACAGUUGCAUGAUCUUGGCUUUUUUCAUUGCUAUUUCCUUCUCAUGCAUGGACAUGGCAUUAGCAGCACGCCAACUAUUGCAAACAACAUUGCCACCUUUGCCUACAGUUCCAACAUUGCCUCGGGGAAACGUUCCACCUUUGCCUACAGUUCCAACAUUGCCUCAGGGAAACGUUCCACCUUUGCCUACUAUCCCAUUGCCAUCUAUUCCUAACAUUCCAAGUGUCCCACAGGUCACUCUUCCACCACUUCCAGCCACUUCACUACCAAACUUUCCAUCAAUCCCAACCAUUCCAACCACUUUUCCUUCCAUCCCCUUCUUCUCUCCACCACCUUCAACCACCACACCCUGAAACUCAACCUCCCCUCCUUGAUCACUUGGAGUUCCACACACUCAUCUCUACCUCUGCCAUCCUCUCAUUAGCUCCUUAUUUUCUGUCAUGUGUUUUAGUCAUAUACUAUACCCAUACAUUCUGUUUUUGUAUGUUGUUUAUCUUCUGUUCGCGAUGCUUUUAGCUUUUCAUUGUUCCAUUUAAUUGCUUUACUUCAUAUACUUGGAGACCCAUUGUUAUAGACUCUAUUAUUCCAUGAUUACAAAUCUUAAUUCCUUUCUUCUUCACUUUCAUAAAA
Cajanus cajan (pigeon pea) is the source of this 687-nucleotide messenger RNA. The record is from RefSeq and is a predicted model, not a curated record. NCBI's taxonomy places the organism in Eukaryota, Viridiplantae, Streptophyta, Magnoliopsida, Fabales, Fabaceae.